AUGGCUGUCCAAAUUAUUGAUGGACUCCAAACCACAUGCCAUGACAAGCACAAGCCUUUGUGUUAUGGUGGCAUUAGCUUGCCUGCUGAUACACAUUUGAUCGUCAAGCUCCCUGAUUCUAGGAUUUUUAAGCUUCGGUCUCAGUUCAUGGUGAUCUUGGCCUUGACCAUUGUUUUAAUUCCUUUGUUACGAAUAGGAUCAAUUAUUAGCAAGGAAUCUGCAAGCCCUGCUGCUGAUGCAAUCAAGCCUGAAGUUGGCUCUACUGAUCCCGUCAAUCUGGAAUUCUUGCCAUUAAUCUUUCGUGAUUUGAGCAAGCAAGGCAUUCUGAAAAUGGGAAACAAAGGACUAAUGCUAAGCAAUGAUGAUGAAGAGGCCAUUCAUUGUUCUCUGUUCUUGAGGAGAAGUGAUAUGGAAUUCAUUUCUCUCACGGAUUUGGAACGACAAAGCUCAAUCCCUAACGAGUCAUUUGACUUAACGUUCACGCAGAACUUCCGAGCAGCCUCAGAAUUCAUUGAUCGCACUCUCAAAGUCGGUGGCAUUGUUGCUGUUCAGCUGAGCGGAAGGUCCUCCCUUUCAUUCGACAAGCCAUCCAAUUACAGAAUUGUCUACCUCAGAAAAUCUCAGUCAAACAUUUUGAUAAUGAAAAAAAUCGAGUAUUCUAAGACAAUCUCCAGCACCCAAAGGCGGCUUUUGGG
Messenger RNA from Theobroma umbraticum, 695 nucleotides. RefSeq lists its product as uncharacterized. The record is from RefSeq and is a predicted model, not a curated record. Lineage: Eukaryota; Viridiplantae; Streptophyta; Magnoliopsida; Malvales; Malvaceae.